AUGUCGCUGAGACCUAACGCCCGCGCCGAGGUCCGCCGCAACCGCUACAAGGUGGCUGUUGACGCCGAGGAGGGGCGGCGGCGGAGGGAGGAUAACAUGGUCGAGAUUCGAAAGAAUCGCCGUGAGGAGAGCCUCCAGAAGAAGCGCCGCGAGGGUAUCCAGCAGUUUGCUGUCCCUGUCGAAGCCACCACCGGCAUCGAGAAGAAGGUGCAGUUAGAGAAUCUACCAUCAAUG
Striga hermonthica is the source of this 234-nucleotide messenger RNA. Lineage: Eukaryota; Viridiplantae; Streptophyta; Magnoliopsida; Lamiales; Orobanchaceae. The record is from the annotation of a GenBank genome assembly.